AAAAGGUAGAACAAGACAAAACACGAGAGGAUCGUUCCUGGAAAGAAAAAAAAAAAUCAUUUUGCACUUUUCCGACCAAACACUGAGAGAACCUUCCAAUCGAUGAAUUAGUCAACAGAUUCUCUCAUACAGGAAAAAAAGUUUCUCAUUGAAUUUUUCUCCGUGCUUCUGGAUUUUCUCAGGUCUCUUUAUAUCAAAAGAACAAGUGUUAGCUUCUGGUUUUUGCGGGAGGCAGAGAGACAUCUUCUGUGGAAUUAGCUUUCUGUUUGCUUGGAAACAUGGGAGCUCUCUGCUGUUGCUUUCAAGUUGAUCUCUUUGAGAGUUAUGCGAAUCCAAACACUUCAAUGUCGAGGAACUGUCCCUGCCUUAACUGCUUCCUCCAGAGUUUCAUGGGUUUGUAUGCAUCGAUAUUUAACAGAGUUGGUAUGCAUCCAAUACCUUCAACUGUGGAAGCUUCCUCAGUGAUGAAUUCCACAACUUCAUUUGAUGACUCAUCUCUCUCUGAUGUCUAUCAUUCUCCUCCCAGGCCCUUGCCUUACGAUGCCGAUCCUAGGUACUUCCGUUUUGCUAAGGGAUCAAGCCAUUCGGGUGGAGAAACAGAACCGUUAAGAGGUGAUACCGAAAUGAGCUCUGAAAUUUUGGGAGGUGGAGCCAAACGGAACAAGUCUGGUUACGAAGAUGGUUCGAAAGAAGCGUAUUCGAAAGGUUCACCCACCAAUGAAAAGUCGAAGUUAGAGCUCUCUUAUGCAGAUUCGGAUGAUGAGGAUGAUAUCUGUCCAACCUGCCUUGAUGAUUACACGCCAGAGAAUCCGAAGAUAAUCACCAAAUGCUCUCACCAUUUCCACCUUAGCUGUAUUUAUGAAUGGAUGGAGAGAAGUGAAACCUGCCCCGUCUGUGGAAAGGUGAUGGCAUUUGAUGAAACUGGCUAAGAGGAUAAAAAGUGGCAGUGAGUCUUUGCAUGAUAAAAUAAUACAGAGAUCACUUGUAUAUAUAAAUCUUCUGUCAAAGUUGUGAAUAUCCAGAUGCCUUUUACAGUAAAUAUGAGAGUGUGAUUGCUCUUAGUUUAUAUCGACUCAUUAUUUAUAUACAUUUUUUUCUUCAAUAAGAUUACUGGAAUGAAAACGCAGGUUGAAUC
Molecule: messenger RNA, 1135 nt
Organism: Raphanus sativus (radish)
Lineage: Eukaryota; Viridiplantae; Streptophyta; Magnoliopsida; Brassicales; Brassicaceae
Product: E3 ubiquitin-protein ligase At3g02290
Exons: 5
Coding region: 279-929 (216 amino acids)
Molecular function (GO): ubiquitin-protein transferase activity
Source: RefSeq, a predicted model, not a curated record